CACACACACACACACACACACAUUUUCAUUUAGCUGUGAGUUCUCCAAAUUCAUCUGAGUUUUUCAUUCUCAAUCGAUCAACUCGGAAAAAUGUCAGGAAUUUACAUCGUCGGAGCUAUCGUGGGAACCCUUGGGCUUUCAUAUGCUUUUGACAAGGUUGUUUCUGACAAAAAGUUAUUUGGAGGCAAUACUCCGUCGACCAUUUCGAAGGAAUGGCAAGAAGAAACUGAGAAGAAGUUCCAGGCUUGGCCUCGCACUGCAGCAUCUCCUGUUGUCAUCAACCCUAUCUCUCGCCAGAAUUUCAUUGUCAAAUCCACCUCUAAAUAGGCCUCAUAAUAAGCUGAGUUCAGUUGAGGUUUUUUUUUCUUUCUUUUCAUUCUUUGGCCUUAUAAGUCAUGCUAAUAAAUAUCUCAAUGUUACUGAUGUAAAACGGUGACAGGAAAAUAUUUCCGUCGAUGGAAUUAUUUUUUUGAGACGGAAAUAUUUUUUUGGCUAUUUGUUCUUUAGAAUGUGAAUUACCUGUUAGCUUUUUGUUCAGAUUUAAAGGUCUAUAUUUUCCUCUGACAAACAUGAUUUCUGUGUGUCUUAUGAAAAUUAGUGUUCAAACA
Molecule: messenger RNA, 608 nt
Organism: Prunus avium (sweet cherry)
Lineage: Eukaryota; Viridiplantae; Streptophyta; Magnoliopsida; Rosales; Rosaceae
Source: RefSeq, a predicted model, not a curated record